CUUUAACCAACUAAAACUUGAAUACUGCAUAUUGGUAAUGGUAGGCCAUAGUAUAACACUUAAAAUUCACAAAGAUAUAAUAUAUUACUAAGGUUUUGCUUUCCAAAUCAAUUAUUUUCAUUCGUUUUACAAACCAAUCAUAUUCUUCGCCUUUCCCCCAUCCUAGGCCAACUCAGAAAGUCUUCGAAAUUCGACCAGGACAGUUCUUUCCUGAUAAAAGCAAAGGUUAAUUAUUAAUUUAAAACACUGGCCAUACAUAUAUAUUUAUUUAUAUUAAACUAAGCUUAUUAUUUAGAUUUGGUGUAUCCAAAAGUCAUGAGUCAUCACCUUUUCCUAAUAGAAUCGACCUGGCAAUUUUUUUACCGAAACUAUAAUCACUAGGAAGCAAAAAGACGUCUCUAUAAAUUGCUAAACACACAGAGUCACAAAAAUGAAAAAAAAAAAAAGGAAAAAGAGAGAAAACUUUCCUUCCUUCCUUUUUCUCGCCGCUAAAAUGCGCCUAACUCCGUGUCCCCUUCACUAAUCUGCGCCGGCCUCCGUCGUCUUUAUGUCUUGAUUUUCUAACACAAGAACUUGUCUUUAUGUGCAAAUCCAAAAUGGGCAUCAAUGCUUCCGAGCCGACACGAACACGAUCUCGUCCAAACCAAUCUCAAGGAAGACACAACUCAUCAAGACGCUCUCCGACAACAAGCACGACAACAACAACAACAACAACAACAACAACAGGAACUAGCUCGAGUUCCAACUCCAACAAAACCGCCGCUUCCUCCUCCUCAUCCCUCGCAAGUCUCCGCGAAUCCUUACCGGAAAACCCACACAUCUACGACAUCUCCGAGAUCCGCGCCGCCACCAACAACUUCCUCUCCCACCGCCUCUCCUCCUCCUCCUCCAAAGCCUCGUGGCGAUGCACUCUCCGCGGCAAAGAAGUCGUCGUCUUCCAAAGAAAGUUCCGACGAAAACUCGCUAAAGAGGAACUCAAAGACCGUCUCUCAGACAUCUGCCGUAGCCACCACGGAAGCAUCAUCAACCUCCUCGGCGCAUCAGUCUCCGACCACAUCUACCUAGUCUACCAACACGUCAACGGAGCUUCCCUCUCCGACUGCCUACGAAACCCAAAAAGCCCAAAUUUCACUGUUUUAUCUAAUUGGGCCUCACGGAUCCAAAUCGCCACGGAUCUGGCCCAUGGGCUUGACUACAUCCACAACAAAACGGGCCUAAAAAUAGAGAAUCUCGUUCAUAACCAUAUAAAGAGCUCCGCGGUUAUCGUAACCGAGCCUGAUUACAACGCGAGGAUCUGCCACUUCGGGACCGCGCAGUUAUGCGGGGAAACUAACGAAACGACGUCGCAGAGAGAAUCGGUGAGAUUCGAAGGCGUUAGAGGUUACAUGUCGCCGGAGUUUCAAGGCUCCGGGAUCGCGACUCAGGGAUCGGACGUGUUCGCGUUCGGAGUCGUGAUGCUCGAGCUUCUCUCCGGGGAGGAGCCGUUGAAGUAUCGGUACGAUAAGGUCACCGGAGAUUUUGAACGGAGUUCGGUGAUUGAGACGGCGAGGGCGGUGGUGGUUGACGGUGGAGAUACGGAGGGGAGGUUGAGGAGGUGGAUUGAUCGGAGAUUGGGGGAUUCGUUUCCGGUGACGGUGGUGGAGAAAUUGACGAGGUUGGCGUUGGAAUGCGUGGAGGAGGAUCCGGGGAGUCGGCCGGAGAUGGGGAGAGUCGCCGGGAAGAUAUCGCAGUUGUAUUUGGAGUCGGAGAAGUGGGCGGCGAAUAUGAAACGGCCAACGGAUAUAACCGUCUCGUACGCUCCUCGAUGAGGGAAUUAAUUGAAAUCUUUUUUUUUAAACUCUUUUAUAAAUUUGUAUAUUCUUAGUUUUUUUUUUAAUUCAAAUUAUUGAUGAUUUGAUUUGGUUAAGGUCUAAGUGUCGUUCUAGAGGAAAAAUUUAUUUACAAAAUAAGUGUCGUUUUCGCUUUUCAAUAUAAAAUUUCUUGACUUUAUUAUAUUAUUAAUUUUUCUAUUGGUUAAAAUGUGGUUAGCUGUAUUGAUAAUUGU
Eruca vesicaria subsp. sativa (arugula) is the source of this 2044-nucleotide messenger RNA. The record is from the annotation of a GenBank genome assembly. Lineage: Eukaryota; Viridiplantae; Streptophyta; Magnoliopsida; Brassicales; Brassicaceae.